Molecule: messenger RNA, 1257 nt
Organism: Thrips palmi
Lineage: Eukaryota; Metazoa; Arthropoda; Insecta; Thysanoptera; Thripidae
Exons: 5
Coding region: 299-919 (206 amino acids)
Source: RefSeq, a predicted model, not a curated record
AUAUUUUCUCCCGCCAACUGUACAGUUUCAACAGAACCAUGGAGUCACAGACACAGACUCCAUGACAGAACUUGGUACUCUUACAAAUUAUUCAACCCAUAAAGGGGAUUAUUUGCACUUGCCGUGUCGACAUUCCUAUCGAUGGCGGAAAGGUUGGCAGCCCCCCCAACAACAACAAAGUCGUCUGCUUGUGUCUGCUUGUGCAAACACCGUUGUUUGAAUCUUUUCGGCUCAUCUCUUCGUUACCCCCUUGAAGUUUAUCACAAGAUUCUUGCUACCGUUUUGAAAAGCUGGAGAAAUGGAAGAUCAGGAGAUAGAUGUCGAAGAAAACGUUCAGGAGCCAGAUGUUGAAGAAAAUACUAGUGCACCACUGCCUAUUGUAGGGCAGUCAUUUGAUUCAUGGACAGAUGCGGAGAGGUGCCUUAACUCCUAUGCAAAGAAGAAUUGUUUCCAAUGGACUACUGACACUUCAACAUCCAUUAAAAAUGAAAAUAAGAAGCUGACUGGGCGGGGUGAAACAGUCCUCUACAAUGAAGCACUUGUGCACAAAAACAUUGUGCUAACAUGUGUGUCAGGGGGAAAAAAGAGAAUUAACCAGGGAACAGGACAGCGAAACUUUCAGGCAACCUGGAAAGUCGAUUGUCCAGUAAUGGUGCACCUUAUUGCCAACAAGACGGCCUUAGUUGUGAAAAAAAUUAUAACUCAGCAUAACCACACAUGUGACCAAGCUUACUUUAAAGCUUUGCCUAAAACUAGGCGUUCUAACUUAAACGAUGAUAAGGCCACAUCAACAGCAAAGCUUCUCUUCAAAGGUGGGGUCAAACCCUCUGUCGUGAGAUCAGUAUUGAGGGACAUGGGAUGUGGUGAAGUUACUCAGCGGGACUUGGCAAAUCUGAGAGCAAAAUUUGAAAAAAUAUGAAUUAUGAAAAACAAUUUCAUUACCUAGAACAUCCUUUGCACUUCAGGAUAUCCAAAAUACGUAGUUUCAUUACAAGGAUGAUUGUGGACAUCAUGAAAUGCCGUGACCUUCAGUCUCCCUGCGGUCGUUGCUGCAACAUGUAUCCUCGCCUCACACCCAAUUUUAUAGGACCUGCAUUUAAAAAAAAGAAACUGGGUUAGAACACGACAACCUUCAGUUGGAAAUACUUAUUGUGGCAAGCAAAACACUUACUCAUGGUGUGGCUUUUUCCCUCUGGCAGGUCGAGUAGACAUUGCUUGUUUGCAUUCAAACUGCAUUUUAUUAAAUUUCAAAAUGUU